Cuscuta campestris is the source of this 1189-nucleotide messenger RNA. The record is from the annotation of a GenBank genome assembly. NCBI's taxonomy places the organism in Eukaryota, Viridiplantae, Streptophyta, Magnoliopsida, Solanales, Convolvulaceae.
UGAAACAAAAUAAGUUGGAAAUACUUUCAUUACUUUGCAAUCAGAUGGUAGGAGUGAUCGAGAGCCGGAAGGGGAAGGGACGGGUCACUUGGUCAGUCACAUACUCUGUACUUUUUACGAUCUAAAACAACAGAGAAAUGGGGCGCCAUGGCAAAGCGGGUAUGGGAUCCAUUGUAUUCUCAGUCUUCCUCUGUUUCUCUUACCAAAUCACUGUUGCCUUCUGCCUGGAACCCCAUUUGAGCUCCACCCGCGUUGUCUUCCAGAUGAACUAUGGGGACAUUGAAUUUGGGUUUUAUCCCAGUGUUGCGCCAAGAACAGUCGAACACAUCUUCAAACUUGUCCGGUUGGGUUGCUACAAUACUAAUCACUUCUUUCGGGUCGACAAGGGGUUUGUUGCUCAGGUUGCAGAUGUUGUCGGAGAAAGAACAGUUCCCAUGAAUGAAGAACAACGGGUAGAAGCCGAAAAAACUGUCAAAGGAGAAUUCAGUGAUGUCAAGCAUGUAAGAGGGAUUCUUUCAAUGGGAAGAUAUUCUGAUCCUGAUAGUGCAUCCUCUUCAUUCUCUAUGCUUCUUGGAGAUGCACCUCACCUUGAUGGCCAAUAUGCAGUAUUUGGAAAAGUCACUAAGGGGGAUGACACAUUGAGAAAGCUUGAGCAGCUGCCUACUCGACGUGAAGGGAUCUUUGUAAUGCCAACAGAGCGCAUCACCAUUCUGUCAACAUAUUACUAUGAUGCUGAGAUGGAGUCUUGCGAACAUGAGAGGUCCUUGUUGAGAAGAAGACUUGCUGCAUCUACUGUUGAAAUUGAAAGACAGAGAAUGAAAUGCUUUCCAUAAUGUAAUGGAUGGAGAGGUCUCAAACUGGAGAGCAAACAUAUUCACAACUUGUUUGUACACAAUGGCAAUGUUCCUGCUGGAUACAUUGAAUUCUUUGAGGACCACCCAGUAUAUAUAUGAAUGAUGGGCCACCAAUUCAAGCUGUUCUUGUGGAUAAUUGUUUCUAGCUAGUUAUUAUUUGAUAAAUGGUACUUCUGAUAUUCAGUAUGGUGGAUCUUUUAUGUUUUGUAUUCCAUCUUUUCAUUCAUACAGAGAGAGAACAGAUAGUACUAUGCACUGGAUCUAGACUUUUCUAGUUCAUUAUAGUUCUUCUUCUUGGGCUUCUUCUGGGAAACAAAGAAAGGGGUAGUUCCUGU